AUUGGAUAUACUACAGCACAGUAACUAGAAAAAGCGGAAGACAGUUCCGUGUGAUUGAGAAGUACAGACAUUUUUACAUAAAUAUAGGCCUCCACAGAUCAACAGGGAAGCAUCAUGGGUGGGCAUUUGUCCAUUGAUCAGAAUGUUCAUGUCGUGAUUGUUGGUGGUGGUUUUGGUGGCAUUGCAGCUGCUCAGCACCUCAAACAUCAUGGGGUGCCCUUUAUGCUUAUUGACGUCCUGGAUGCAUUUCAUCACAAUGUUGCGGCACUGCGUGCUUCAGUUCAAAAUGGUUUUGCAAAGCAGACAUUCAUACCAUACAAAGAAACAUUUGGGUUGAAUUUCCUCCAAGGCCGUGUGAUACAGAUAGACACAGAAACCAAGACAGUUGUGCUUGACAAUGGAAAGGAAGUACGCUAUUCACACCUCAUUCUGUGCACUGGAACAAAUGGACCUUUCCCAGGAAAACAUAAUUCUGUGGACACCUACCAAUCAGCCAUUCAGAAGUAUGAGGACUUCAUAAAAGAGGUCCAGGCAGCAAACACAGUCCUAGUUGUUGGCGGAGGAUCCACCGGUGUUGAAAUGGCUGCUGAACUCAAGACAGAAUUUAAAAACAAGAAGGUGAUUCUGAUUCACUCACGUGAGGACUUGGCUGAUCCUGAACUACUGCCUAGUGUGAAAGAACAAGCCAAACAGGUGCUACUGGAAAAGGGGGUGGAGCUGAUACUUGGGCAGAAAGUGUCAAACCUUGAUAAGCUGGAGCUGAAUGUGUGUCAAAGUGAAAUGGUGAUAAAGACCAAUAAGAAUGAGCAGAUCACUGCUGAUUUAAUCAUCUGCUGCACAGGAAAUAAGAUCAACUCUGAAGCAUACAGCUCCAGUCUGAGUGCAUGUCUGGCAGCCAAUGGGGCUCUAAAGGUGAACAAGCACUUGCAAGUGGAAGGCUUUGACAAUGUGUAUGCUGUGGGUGACUGUGCCAAUGUCAAUGAACCCAAGAUGGCGUAUCAUGCUGGACUUCAUGCUGGAGUAGCUGCCUCUAAUAUUAUUAACAGUCUGUCUGGAAAAGCUUUGACUUCAUACUGCCCAGGAAAUGUGACUAUGCUGCUUGCUAUGGGGAGGGAUGAUGGAGUCGGCCAGUUUAAUGGUUGUAAGCUACCUCGCUUUCUGGUCACCAAGGGUAAAAGCCAGGGCCUGUUGCUUUGGAAGAGUUGGAAGGAAAUGGGGCAAAAAGCCCCUAAUUAGUUUCAGGCUAAUGAUCAUUGUCUAUUUUAUACUGACACCGUCCCAUAUUAUAGUGUAUGUGUUGAGAAUCUUUUAUUUUUAACACUUUAAGCUAAAUAAUGUUAACAUUAUGCACUGUCUUAGGAUUAGAAGUAAAUACACUGUUUUGAUGGAUUAUUUAUAUUGUUAUAUUCUAAAUGUACUAUAACCAUAGUAUAUACAUAAACUGUACAUCAUAAUAUAUUCAUAAAAUAUCAUGAAUACUGGUGUUUGUAAAAUUUACUCAGCACAAUCAGAUGUACCAUUUGUUAUGUUUAUACAUAUCAGAAAAGUAAAUACAUUUACAUUAAGAAUAUGUUUCUUCUGUGUUUUUGCUAAAAAUGUGAUUAAAUUUGCAGAUGCACUGCUAGGCUUUAAAUAUACGCAUGGCUGGUGUAACCGGCCUCAGGUUUUUCUCCACUAGAGGGCAACAAUAGACUAAGAAUCCAAUUACCAUAGUUCAGCUAAACUGUUCUGCCUAAGUGAAGCUAAGUAGAUAAAGUUUUUACAAGAAGACAGUAAAUAGAAGAUAUUGUACACUUGCUUUCAUAAAGUAUUUAAAAGAAUGUUUCGGGUUCAGUACAAGUUUAGCUCAAUCGAUAGCAUUUUUGGCAUAAUGUUGAUUUACCACAAAUUAAUUUUGACUCGUCCAGCCUUUUCUUUAAAAAAGCAAAAAUAUGGGUUACAGUGAGGCAUUUCAUUGGAAGUGAAUGGGGAAAAUUUUUGGAGGGUUUAAGCACUCAUGUUAAAACUCAUGUAUUAUUUGAUCUGUUAAGUUAUUUAAAUUGUUAUUUUAAGGUUUGUUGACAUUACAUCAUCAUGGUAAAGAAGGUGUCAAAUUGGCUAACUUUACAAAGAUGCGGGUUGUAAGCGAUUCUAUCACACUAAAAUCAUGUUAACAAAUAUCCUUUAUGUCUCAUGGUUGUACUUUUGAAACUGUAUUUUAACAUUCAAAAAUUGGCCCCCAUUCACUUCCAUUGUAAAUGCCUCACUUGCAAGACAAACAGAUGAAGGGUGCUGAUCAGCCAUCAAAGAGUAGGGUCAACUAAGUAAGUAGGGAUCAAAUCAUAAUAUAGCUAGUUAUAGAGUGGUCAAACUUUAGAAGUAUGAUAAAAUUUAUGAGAAGCACAAAACUACUUGUGCGCCAUAAUUUUUCAAAAUCACGCAUGAGUGUACAGUUGAUAUAUAUGUAAUGGGUAGAAAAAACCUAAAGGUAGCCCAGGCUAAAAGUAAUUGAGAGGGACAUAUGUGAGUGGUAUAUGAGGAAAAAAGGUCACUAGCGUUUUUGCCAGAAUAAAGUUGUAGCCACGGUGUCGUGCAACAUUCACUCCCCCCAAUUCACUCCACCCCCUAGCUGAUAUUAAUUGACAUUGAUUUAAACACUGGAGUCGUAAGGAUUAUUUUUAUGCUGCCUUUAUAUGCAUUUUGGAGCUUCAAAUUUUGGUCACCAUUCUUUUGCAUUGUGAAGAUCAACAGAGCUAAAAUAUUCUUUGAAAAUUCAUUUGUUUGUUCUGCAGAAGAAGAAAGUGAGAAAAAAGGUGAUAAAAUGUUGAGAGAAGUUUAUAUUUUGGGUGAACUAUUCCUUUAAGAGUAUGCUUCUUGUUGAAGGCUUUCAUACAAGUCUUGAACUGCAUGUAUAGUGUGAAAACUGGAAUCAACUCAAAAAGUUUCCAGUUUCUUUAAGGUAAAAAUGCUAUAAGUCUUUGCUUUCUGUGAUUCAAAACUUCCCAUUAAGCUUCAGUCAUGCUUGGAGCUGGUGACUGGGGAGGCCGAAGGCAUUUGGUUUUCAUGAAACAGCUCCUGAAUUAUUGUCCUGAAAUCAAAGUUGUGCUCUUUAUACCAAGUUACACAUCUUUGUGCGUUGGCCUUGGAUACAAGUGAUCUUUAAAUGGCAGUGCUACCAUAAAUUCCAACUUUUUGAAGCUUACGACUCACAGUUUUGGGUAGGUACUGGGUCACAGAGCCACUGAUUCAAUUCAGAGGGCAUUUUUGAGGCUGUACUUUUUUGGCAUGUAAGCCACUACACUGUGGGGUGUCUCUCUAUUCCAGUGUGAAUGUCAACUUGUAUGUAUCUUUCUCUAUCAAUGCUGUUUGUUCAUGUUUGACAUUUGUGGUUAUUGAUCUUUGACAAUUAAAAAUU
Messenger RNA from Xyrauchen texanus (razorback sucker), 3394 nucleotides. It is a transcript of the gene aifm2, whose product is annotated as apoptosis inducing factor mitochondria associated 2. Lineage: Eukaryota; Metazoa; Chordata; Actinopteri; Cypriniformes; Catostomidae. Gene Ontology annotation, molecular function: electron-transferring-flavoprotein dehydrogenase activity; flavin adenine dinucleotide binding. The record is from RefSeq and is a predicted model, not a curated record. Gene Ontology annotation, biological process: positive regulation of apoptotic process; apoptotic mitochondrial changes. The transcript is spliced from 9 exons. Gene Ontology annotation, cellular component: mitochondrion; cytoplasm. Bases 115 to 1236 code for a protein of 373 amino acids.